UUGUGCAUGCCGUGCCAAAUCCAAACCCCAAGCCGAUCGGGGGAGAUGAGUCUGUGCGCUGGUGCUUGGCACUGGCACUGGCACAACGGAUAGGAGAGUACGACGCACACAAGCGGCGAUACUCAAUGAACUCGCCACCCCGUCACUAUCACACCCAUUCUCAUUCUAGCCACCGCCGCAUCGCAACCCGUCCCAUUCAUCCACCUCUGCAAGGCAUGGUCCGCCUCCCCCGCUGUGCAGAGACGGGCACGUGCCAUCACGCACGUCGCACGCAGCAGCAUACACCAUCCGCAGGCGGUGCACACGCGGCAACACCUCUGGCGAGCGCAUGUGUGUGGUUGUUUGCAUACUAUACUAGCAACCCGCAUUGACAUUGGCACGCCAGCGGUUCUUGCACGUUCGCCCUCGCUCACGCUGCUCCCCAUCGUCUCCAUUAAGCGUCACCCCCACUUCA
This is a messenger RNA of Tilletiaria anomala UBC 951, 454 nucleotides long. RefSeq lists its product as uncharacterized. The transcript has a single exon. The coding region runs from base 126 to 371 and encodes 81 amino acids. The record is from RefSeq and is a predicted model, not a curated record. Lineage: Eukaryota; Fungi; Basidiomycota; Exobasidiomycetes; Georgefischeriales; Tilletiariaceae.